Molecule: messenger RNA, 1416 nt
Organism: Sphaerodactylus townsendi
Lineage: Eukaryota; Metazoa; Chordata; Lepidosauria; Squamata; Sphaerodactylidae
Product: basic salivary proline-rich protein 1-like
Exons: 5
Coding region: 1-1416 (471 amino acids)
Source: RefSeq, a predicted model, not a curated record
AUGCCCAUGUGCAGAGACAGUCUGGCCCCCCCUUCCCCCAGCCUAGGGGAGAAAAAUGAAAAACCAUCACCCCCUCCAAACAGCCUGAUUCAGCCAGUGCCCACGUGUGGCAGCAGCAGAGGGGUACAACCUUGUCAGGAUGCGGCAAGACCACGCAGGAGGCCACGUUCGGCAGACUCCUCAGAAAACCAGAUCCUGAUCCGAACAAAAGCCAAGGUGCCCCUACAUCACGGGGACCCCAAGAGACUGAGCGGGAUCCAGAGGCAGUCAGUACAAUUCCCCUCUCUGCCACAGACUCACUAUGGGCCUGGGCGCGUCACUCCUCUCCUUCUGCAUUCCUUGGCAGGCCCCCACAACGACCUCCCCAGCCCAGAGGGCCCCUGUUCUCCCCCCUUCCUCUCCCCCGUCCCUGCGCUGCACGAGGCGUUCUGCCAAUUCUCCUCCAACUCAAUUUGUAGCUCUUACCAGGGCUGCUCUCAGAGUAGAAAACCUUUCCUGUCUCCUGGGAAGCUGAGCCAGAACCCAGAACCCCUUCGGGGCUCACCUUGCAAUUCCCAGCACCAGGCGGUUGGGAAAGGGGGCAAGCCGGCCCCCCACCCACACUGCCUCAGCAGCACCCGGCCACCUCCUCCUCUGAACAGCCGCACGGGGGCGGGGUGGGAUGGGGCCACCCCAAGCAAGGCCCUGGACCAGGGCAAAGGCCUCCCUCUCACUCAGGCCUCCGAGGAGCACUGCCGCUGCCAGCAGGCCAAGCACUGGCCAGAGAGCCCUUUGCCGCCAGGGCUGCUUCCAUCCUUGGAGACACAGCCACGGGGCACGGAGGGACAGGAAAAAAGCCUGGCAGAGUGCGGGGGGGGGGGGCUGCGCCCGAACCUCCAGCAGGGGGAGAACAGCGGUGCCCCCCCUCCACUUCCCGGCAUUCGCCUGGCCGAAGACCCCCACCACCUCUGCCCGGCUUGUAGCCAGCCGUUCCCUCCUGGGGGCCACCGCCUGUCUGGAAGUCGUCGUGGGGGAAGGCCUUCUGCACAUGCUCAGGAAACCUUUCGGCCCGGUCGAUCCUCCUCCCCCCCUCCCUCUCCAGCGCCGAGAGUGCCGCGCAGCCUUUCUCCGCCCGCCCGAGGGCGCCCCGGGCCAGGAGGGGCCGCCAGCCCAGCAGGGGCCCGCCGGAGCCCCGAGAAAGCCUCGCCAGGGGCCCAGGAGCCGCCGCCGCCAGGGGCGGAGGCCCGCCGGGCACAGCGCGCCCGCUCCCGCCACCCCCGGGCCUCCUCGUGCCGCGCGCGCCCUUACCGGCUCCCGGGCGCUCCGCUCCGCCGCGCUGCCUUCGCCGCACUGAGCCCCGCCGCCGCCGCCGCGUCACGUGGCGCCCCGGCCUCCGCGCCGCCGGGGCCACCGCGGGGGCGGGCGGGCGGGGGGUGA